Molecule: messenger RNA, 1619 nt
Organism: Solea senegalensis (Senegalese sole)
Lineage: Eukaryota; Metazoa; Chordata; Actinopteri; Pleuronectiformes; Soleidae
Product: P2Y purinoceptor 12-like
Exons: 2
Coding region: 568-1557 (329 amino acids)
Biological process (GO): G protein-coupled receptor signaling pathway
Cellular component (GO): membrane
Molecular function (GO): G protein-coupled purinergic nucleotide receptor activity
Source: RefSeq, a predicted model, not a curated record
AUAAAAUAAUAAUAAUAAUUCAUUUAAUACAUCAGUGACACAUGUUGUAACUGAAUGUGUUACUAAUAAACUGCCAUCUACUGACGCAUGUGCCUGUGCAUUUAUGUUCAUGGCUUUUGUUCACAGUGAAUGCUUUUUCCAGAGCUUGGUGUGCGAAAAUGACAUUUUCCAUUGAGUCCAUUGAGACACUGAAAUAUUAGAAAGUAGUCAAGGAAACUACUGCAGUAACAAAAUAACUUUGACUACAGUUACACAGGCAGAUAGAAUCCACAUUGUAAUAAAUGUAUUUUAAGCGUAAAUGAUGUGCCACAUAAAAAAGGUUUUUGUUUUCUAUGUAAAAUGGCUAAGUGAGGCCUCCAGAGAUAAAACAAACUUGAUUUGUUAUUCAAAGUAAGAAAUUGCUCUGUAAGCCUUGAAAAGACGGAAAAACAUGGCCUGCCAUUGUGAAUGUUAUUUGAAUAAUUCUUUGCCCCUCACUGCUCAUAGAUUUGAAUCUAUCUGGUGGAAAAAGGUUCUCAUAUUCCUCCUGUGAAGGUGAAGUACAAGGAGACAACAAUUCUUUAUUUCAUGAUGUCGACCGACCACUCACCGAGCCUCUCUUCCGGCCACCAGACCGGAAACGUGGCCUUCGUGUGCUCCUACUUCCUCUUGUUCGUCAUCGCGUUGCUGUUCAACAGUGUCUCCGCGUGGGUGUCCUUGCACCUCCGCUCCACCUCCACAUUCAUUGUGUAUCUUAAAAACCUGGUGGCCGCCGACCUGCUCGUGACUCUGUGUCUCCCGUUGAUAGCAGUGAGCAAGCUUCCAGGAGCCUCAGUCGAGGUCGUGUCUUUCACGUGCCGUUACACCUUUGUCAUUUACUUCUCCUGUUUGUACAUAACUCUCGCCUUAAUGGGACUCAUCAGCCUGGAUCGAUACUUUAAAGUUGUUCGACCAUACGGAAGGCUGCUAGGACAAAGUGUGAUGUUCAGUCUUGUGUUGUCCACCUCGGUUUGGAUUGUGAUAUUUGGCAGCACAGCAGUUCCAACCUUAAUUCUAGCCAGCCAGGUUCCAUUCAAUAGGACAGAAGACGUCUGUGCGUUUGUAUUUAGUCCAGGUGGUCAGGCACUUCACAGGUUUGUGGUUUUAUUUACAAACAUACUUUUUUGGUUGAUCAGCUUAGUGAUUGGCUUUUGCUACAUCUGCAUCACCCUGAAAGUCCUGCAGUCGUUCAGAAACUCUGCGAGCAACAACAGCCAAGGGAGCAGAAAAACCAAGCUGCGGGUCUUCCUCAUCCUCCUUGAGUUUGUCUUGUGUUUUGUGCCUCUCCACUUGCUCCGCAUUCCUAACACAUUAAUAAAACUCUUUCACUCAGACUAUGGCGUUGCCAAUGAACCGAAUCUAUUGAGUGACUUGUUCCUGUGGAUGUCGACCGCCAACGUCUGCCUGGAUCCUCUUCUCUACAUCUCUCUGUGUAAGGAGUACAGAAACAAGCUGGUCGACAUGAUGGAAGCUGCAGGGAUCUGUGUCGGGUUAUGUUCAAGUGAAAAACAGGACGACUCCCAGGACACCAGUCAAUAGUCAUUAAAUGCGGCACCUUUACAGACAUAGAGAUGAACAUAAAUAAAUAAUAUAGUUACAAA